Zasmidium cellare ATCC 36951 is the source of this 3426-nucleotide messenger RNA. RefSeq lists its product as uncharacterized. Gene Ontology annotation, biological process: phosphorelay signal transduction system; protein autophosphorylation. The record is from RefSeq and is a predicted model, not a curated record. The transcript is spliced from 7 exons. NCBI's taxonomy places the organism in Eukaryota, Fungi, Ascomycota, Dothideomycetes, Mycosphaerellales, Mycosphaerellaceae. Bases 1 to 3426 code for a protein of 1141 amino acids. Gene Ontology annotation, molecular function: histidine phosphotransfer kinase activity; phosphorelay sensor kinase activity.
AUGGUCGAAGAUCCUCAAUGGAGGGAUAGUCGCUUCGUGUGUGAAGAUCCGCACUUCCGCUACUAUUGCGGUGUGCCUUUGCGAACCGAAAACGACAUCAAUAUCGGUGCCUUAUUCCUCCUCGACGAUAGACCUCGAGAGUCCACGAACAUUGCUCGCUUGAAAGCUCAGCAGACGGCGGAAGCAAGACGUGCAAGCUCCAGUCACACGAGCACAGAGCCUCCCAGUCGUGAUGACCAAACCCGAGGGCGAACGAGCCAUCGAAGCAGUAGCUCUGAGGAGGCUGCCAAGACAAAACAAAAAAAGAGCGCAACGGAGGCCGACCACCAACGUGUUUUCGAUCGAGCUGCGUACCUGCUUCGCCAGGCCUCGGAUUUGAAACAGCCGGGAGGCGGUGGAGUCGUGCUCUUUGAUACCAACGCCCAGGCAAGCAGCAUAGAUCCCUUACUGAAACGACAAGAGUCAGACUACGCCAGAACUGGUCAAAGUAGUCGCAGCUCAGACUCCCAUGGCCCUGCAUAUCCGAAGCCGAACUCGAAUGAAACAGCCUAUAGCGGUGCCAUGAGGGAAAGGGUGGUACUAGCGGCGGCUUCCAUCCAACCCGCAGACAAUAAGGCUGCACCAAAGAACAUCGGAAGAGCCGACCCAACUUUCAAAGUCACUCUCGCUCCUCCAGAGCUGGCAAGAAUGUCCAAGAAGCAUCCAAGGGGCAAGCUUUUCAACAUUCCCGACAAUUGCGGGACGUCACUGUUCGACUGGGAAGGCCGCCCUAUCGCUGGACGUUUGUCGGCAAAGAUGUACGACCUUGUGCUGCUUCAUCGACAGUUUCCAGAGGCGAAGCAAGUCAUCUUCGUGCCCAUGUUCCAUGUCAACCUGAACCGAUGGACCUCAUGCUUCGUCUACUCGAACUCCCGCUUUCGUGCGCUCUCGUACGAAAUGGAUUACUUGCCAAUUUUGGCUUUCUGCACAGCUAUCAAGGCUGAAAUUGUGCGCCUGGCUACCGUCUUUGCCGACAAGCAGAAGAGCGACUUCAUCGGCUCUGUCUCGCAUGAACUUCGAAGCCCGCUACAUGGCAUACUUGCCUCGAUUGAAUUCCUACAGGACACAGAAUGCGACGCUUUCCAAAGAUCAUGCGUCGAUACAAUGGAUGCCUGCGCUCAAACUCUCCUGGACACUAGUAAUGAGUCUCGAGAGCGCGACAGCAAACAGACCAAUUUGCCGGCAACCACGAACAUCCGCAGUGAACCUAUCUUUGCUACUGACCAAGACUGCGAUGUUGCGCUGAUCACGGAAGAAGUCAUUGACGGCCUGGCCAUCGCCCAUAUGGCGAAGUACAAAACAAAUGCAGCCUUUAAUGACGCAUCUCGAGAAAUCAAUCCUACGCUGGCCGAUGCUGGCGUGCGGCCUAAACUGAAGCGAGUUCUCAAUGCCAUUCGUCCGGGGGUGGAACUGAUACUUGACAUCAAUGGUCCACCAGACUGGGGAUUCCAAACUCAGCCCGGAGCAAUUCGUCGAAUUGUAAUGAAUCUCUUCGGAAAUUCCCUGAAGUAUACCAGGCACGGACACAUCACUGUCUCUCUUCGCGUGAUCGGAAAUCAAUUUUGUGACGGCGAUCAGGCCGUCAAGUUCCCGCAGGAACAGCGGAGCAUGGUCAAGCUUACCGUCACAGAUACUGGCCAGGGAAUGUCGCCAGAGUACUUGCGUACGAAGAUCUUUACGCCAUUCGCGCAAGAAGACUCCAAGUCUGCUGGAACCGGCCUUGGUCUCAGCAUAGUGCGGUCGCUCGUCACCAUGCUAAAGGGGGAAAUUGACAUCAAGUCUAUCGUGAACGUUGGGACGAUGGUGGUCGUUACCUUGCCAAUGAAAAGAGCUGCUACCGCUACGUCGAAACCUCGCACUUCCAGCCCUGAUCGCCUAUCGGAAUCAUCAAGCCAAGCCAUGCGCACCAGAGACUCGAGCGUUUCCGCAUUGCUGAGUCUCGAUAGCCCUCCACAGGUGGCCAUAUACGAGCCUGCUUUGGAAUUUGAUAGUUUUGGCCAAUCACAAGGAGCGGUGUCGGUGCACAAUGCCCUCAUGCAGUACCUAACCCAGUGGUAUCACUUUCCCGCUCUGAAGACGUGGGACUUCGACAUGCCCGCAAAGAUUCUUGUCGUCGACGAGAUCCACUUGCCAACGCUGUUGGCACGACGUCCGGACUAUUUGGAAACGGUUUCUCUGCAAAGUAUUAUUGUGUUGUGCGCCAGCCCAUCUCGACAGGCCAUCUUGGCCCAGGAUAUUCAAAGCAGUCAAGUGGAGCCUAUUUGCAAGCCGUUCGGGCCUUUCAAGCUCGCACGCGCAAUAUGCAGAGCACUGGAGAGAGCAGCAAAGGCGCCUACCAUGGGCCAAUACUCUGAAGUCCCGAACACGCCAAGCUCAGGAUCCUCUCGCGCUUUAGCCUCGAGAUCGCGCGGACGCAUCUCCAUUGACUACGACGACGUAUCUCCAAUCGACCGCCGAGCACGUUCGCCUCCACUUAGCCCACCAGAACAGCAACGUCCUUCUCUUCAGAAGCACAAUCCAGCGUUGCUGAGUCCCGCCCUCAAACCUCCGAAGGAAGUCAGUCCUGGUCCAGACCGCGGCUAUCCCUUCCCCGUUACGCACGACAACGCAACACCGCCGACGAAGACGAGCACCAUGCCACCUCUCCCUAGUUCUCAGGCCAAAGAAGCCAGAAACAACAGACCCCCUUACCGUGACGACAAGCGAAAUGCCGCCCAUCCUGAACAUGAGCAGGCUACAUCUUCGGCGUCUCAAAAGACACUUGAGCUCAUGCAACAAGCAGCGAACGCGCCGGCCGUAGGCGGCAAUGCUCGAGCUUCCGAAACCGUCAGCUCGACCACAGGUUCCACUUCACCUUGGAACGUUCCUUCGUUUCCGAAAGGACGCAAACCAGUUGUCCUAAUCGUCGAUGACAACCAGCUCAACUUGGAUCUGCUGCAAACUUACGUCACGCGGAAAGGCUACGGUGCAGAAAUAAUCAAGACGGCGGCAGACGGCCAGGAAGCUGUUGAUGCGUUCAACCGCUACGAUCCCGACAUUGUCUUCAUGGACCUAUCGAUGCCUGUCAUGAAUGGACACGAAGCCACGCGGACGAUUCGGCAGAUAGAGUCAAACAGACGGGCCAGCAACGAACAAGUGCCCACGUUGAAUUCACUGCAGGAGCAGUCUGACUCGUUCAGCCCUGCCACACCGAUGACGCCGGGAUCAGACGGCUGCGUGAAGAGCAAGAAGCCUGCCUUGGUAGUUGCUCUUACAGGCAACGCGAAGGGGUCUGACCAGAUCGAGGCCUUCGACUCGGGCGUCGACAUCUACAUGACGAAGCCGGUGAGCUUCAAGCAGGUGGGCAAGUUGCUGGAGAAUUGGAGGGAGGAGCAGGCCGAGGAGUGA